Messenger RNA from Bactrocera neohumeralis, 6803 nucleotides. RefSeq names its product histone deacetylase 4 (gene HDAC4). Gene Ontology annotation, biological process: negative regulation of transcription by RNA polymerase II; chromatin organization. The coding region runs from base 943 to 4422 and encodes 1159 amino acids. The record is from RefSeq and is a predicted model, not a curated record. The transcript is spliced from 16 exons. NCBI's taxonomy places the organism in Eukaryota, Metazoa, Arthropoda, Insecta, Diptera, Tephritidae. Gene Ontology annotation, molecular function: histone deacetylase activity. Gene Ontology annotation, cellular component: histone deacetylase complex.
CAACCUUACGAACUUAAGUAGAAUUUUGUUAUAAAACAUGUUAUCUGGUAACACCAAUGGAACGUGUGACACAUAGAGAAAUUAAAUGUGGAAGGAUAUUAAGUGGAAAAAGAGAUUGAAAUCGAAAAUCAAAUCAGUCCAAGUGAAAAAAUUCCAUAAGGCGAAAGCAAAAGUUGGUAAAUAAGUUCUGAUUGGAUUAAAAUGUGGUAGUGAAAACAUUGACCGUGAAAUUAAACCAUUUGGAUUGUUCCGAAACAAAUAUAUAUGAAAAUAUCUUGGCAAAUCAAAGGUCGUGAUUAAUAAGUGUGCAAAUGCAAAGUGACAACAACAAAACUAAGGUUACAAUUGGUGCUUAAUUAGGUUUCGAGAGAUUCCCGAGACUUCGUUUCCAAUUAAAAAAGUGACGAACUAGUGAGCAACCGAGCGCAAAGCUACAUAGAGAAGUUAAAUUAAAAUUAAAUGCAUAUACAUACAUAUGUAUAUGCUGAUACAUCGUAAAACAACAAUAAAUAUACAGCAAAAAAUAUAUACAUACAUAUGUAGAAUAAAAAUAAAAAUAUAAAACGAAUAAAGUGGAAAUUAAGACAUACAAAAAGCCGCUAAACCCCAACAAAAAUAACGAAUUUUAAUAUUAAAUAAUUAAAAACAAUUACGAAUGUAUGAAAUUUGACCAAAUAACCUAUUGUUGGGUGUUUUGCGCAAGUGCUUAUGUGAUUUGAAAAUUGUCGCAGCAAUUUGAAAUUUUUAAAUAACAGUUAAUAAAAGUGCUUACACUUAUGCACAUUUAAAUAUCCUCAAUAAAAAAAUAAGCGAAUAACUCACGAGUUCAUCUUUAAAAAUUUAUUUUUAUAAGAAAACAACAUAAACAAUCAGUUUUUGAAAAUGAUAAUGUAAUAUCAAAACUUGGAAAUUUUUAAGGAAUGUGCGCAAAGACUCAUCACGAUGACUAGUCCAGAGAAUAGAAUAUUAAACCAUGAUAUUGCGCGUGAAGCCGGAAAUGAUGAACAUUUGCAUAUAACAUCGGGAACAAUUUCACUGGACUACAAGCCAAUGCAACCAAACGCAACCGAUUUAGAUCAACAGAUAUUGGAGCUGAAAAAGAAGCAGGAAUUACAAAAACAGAUGCUUCUCCAUACAUUUCAUGAACAGACGAAGGAGCUGGAAUUGCGACACAAAAUGCAGCUGGAGCAAAAGUACCAGUAUGCGGUGCAUUCACAUGGCGCUUUCCAGGAACUACGAGAACAAAGACUUUCCGCCGCCGCCGCCGCAGAGGAGCAGCAGCAGCGCGAACGGCGUGACCGUGAGGUAAUUAAGCGAAAGGAAAACUGCAGUGCCAAUGCCAGCCCCGAAGUCAAGCAAAUUUUAAAUAACUUUCUAAUUAACCGCAAACAGGCGGCCUCCUCCAAUGGCAUAACGACGACGUCACCUUACCGAAAUAGUAGAGGUGUAGUGAAAAGCUCGUCCGGCGAAUCUUUGCCAGCCGGUUCGUUGACAAGCGCACAUCCAUAUAAAAUACCGCAACCGCCAUCAUCGUUUCUGAAAUAUGAAUCUGACUUUCCACUUCGAAAAACAGCAUCCGAACCAAAUUUGCUGAAGCUACGUCUAAAGCAAAGCGUCAUUGAGCGCAAGCAGCGAAUCAGCGGUCCAGCUGUGCUACGUCGGCAUGAGCGCAUACUGCAGCGAAGACAGCAGAAGCAAAAUUCCGCUUUAACAAAUUGCAGCAGCACACCGGAUUCGGGGCCCAACUCACCACCCUCAUCCACGCUCUCCGCCGGUGUGGUGGGUAGUCGUGGUUCCCCGACUAGUGCACCGAUCCAAGAGGAGAACGAAGAGAGCGGACCUUAUCAGCCGGGCCAGCGUAGCAAUAUAAAUGAUCUCUCACUCUUCAGUUCACCAUCCAUGCCGAAUAUACCACUUGGCGGUCCACAUUUGGCCAGUCAUGCACAUGCUCAAGCUAAUGUCAGCAACUAUAAUAUGCUUGCUGCACUGCGGCAACAUGUACCCACAUUGGCGGCACCCACAUACUACAGUCCGUUGGCGAUACCAUUCGCACGCCAUCAACCACACCCGCCGCCACAGCCGCCAUCGCAUGCCGCAUCGAUAGCGGUCGCUGCAGCUGGUGUUAUGCCACCUACGCCAUCGCCAGUUGUUCGCUCGGCAUCGGCAACGUCCACCUCAUCGUCGCAAGCCCCCUUGGCCAGUGAUGUUUUACCACCUAUUGCGCAUGCUGCUUCAACACUUUUACCAGCCGGCAGCGCUGGUGCACACAAUCACAACGUGUUAGGCUCUGGUACAUUGCAUCCCGUCACACCAAUGGUUGGUGUUUCGCCUUCGAUGUAUGGUCAGCCCAUAACCGAUGCCCAAGUGGCUCAUGCCCACCUCAAUAAGCAAGGACACCGUCCACUGGGACGUACUCAGUCAGCUCCGCUACCGUUGGGUCAUCCAAUGUUAACCGGCACGGGUCAGAUUGGCGUAGGGCAGACGCAUUAUGAGAACAGUGAUGCGGAACAACAAGCGCAUAUGUUGGUUACACAAAAGAUACGGCAAACACUGAUCAAUCGUAGUAGUGCCAAUCGUGAACCCCAACUCAAGGAGGAAGAAGAUGCGGCUGAAGUGAUCGAUUUGACGGACAAAAAGAAGCCACCAAAGACCAUCAUUACAAGUAUUGUACCCACGAGUACUUCACAAAAUCUGCCAGAGACCACCAAUGUACCACUGGGCGCCUGCAUGCCCAAUACACCGAGUAAGUUGCGCGAUCAGGAGUACCUGCAACAACAAAGGGAGCUGUUGUAUAGACAAGCAUUGCAGAUGGAUGAUUCAAUCGCACGAGGCUUAAUACGCCCACUGUCGCGUACGUUAUCCAGUCCAUUGGUGCAUAUGGGUCCUAAUGGUAUUAGUCAGCUGCCAGACACCGGGCAAUAUGCUCCACCUAUCAUAACUUCCUCAUCAGCAGAUCAUAUACCGCCAGUUAAUCUCACAGUCCCUCAUCGGCGUCGAGUGCUCGAGCUUUCGCCAACUGGGAUGGCCGCAUCGAGUGCAUUCUCAUCCUUACCUGCCAUACAGCCGGCUAUUGCUGGUACAACCGGUGGCAAACUGAUAAAUGAGUUUCCUACGCACAAAACUACCACUGGUCUCGCUUAUGAUAAUCUGAUGCAGAAACAUGCCUGCACAUGUGGUGACAAUUCCGUACAUCCGGAGCACAGUGGUCGUUUGCAAAGUAUAUGGGCGCGCCUAAUUGAAACUGAUCUGGCCAAACGUUGCGAUCGUCUGCGUUCACGUAAAGCCACGCUAGAGGAGUUACAAACGGUACACACAGAAGCACACACAAUGCUCUUCGCUUCGAGUUCGUGCCAAUUGAAUAGGCAAAAGUUGGAUAGUCCGCCGGCGUUGGGCUUUGUACGCCUCUCCUGUGGUGGUUACGGUGUGGACUUGGAUACCACUUGGAAUAAGGAUCAUACUGCCGCCGCUGCACGCAUGGCUGCGGGUUGUGUUAUUGAUUUGGCUUUUAAAACGGCCAAAGGCGACAUUAAGAAUGGUUUUGCGGUUGUACGUCCACCUGGCCACCAUGCCGAAGCCAAUUUGGCUAUGGGUUUUUGCUUCUUUAAUUCUAUUGCGAUUGCCGCCAAAUUGCUGCGACAACGUGUGCCCGAAAUGAAGCGUGUGCUAAUCGUAGAUUGGGAUGUGCAUCAUGGCAAUGGUACACAACAGGCAUUCUACGAUAGCCCCGAUGUGCUGUACUUGUCCAUACACAGGCACGACGAUGGUAACUUUUUCCCCGGCACUGGUGGUUCCACUGAGUGCGGUAUUGGCGCCGGCGCUGGUUUUAAUGUAAACAUUUCCUGGUCAGGUUCUCUGGAUCCACCAUUGGGCGAUGCCGAAUAUAUUGCUGCAUUCCGUACAAUUGUGAUGCCGAUCGCAAAAUGUUUUAAUCCAGAUAUUAUUUUGGUGUCGGCUGGUUUCGACGCAGCUGCAGGUCAUCCUCCACCUUUAGGCGGUUACUUAGUAUCACCGGCUUGUUUUGGGUUCAUGACGCGUGAACUAAUGCAAUUGGCCGAUGGCAAAGUGGUGUUGGCGCUAGAGGGUGGCUACGACCUACCCGCUAUUUGUGAUUCUGCGCAGGAGUGCGUACGCGCGCUGCUUGGCGAUCCAUUAUCGGCGAUCGCAGAAAGUGAGCUGAAUAGGCCGCCUUGUCAGAAUGCGAUAGACACCCUGCAGAAAACGAUUGCCAUACAGUCACAACAUUGGCCAUGUGUACGCCGUUUAGCCCAUACCGUCGGUCUAUCUGCCCUUGAUGCAUUGAAAAUUGAACAUGACGAAUCGGAAACAAUUACGGCUAUGGCGGGACUCUCGAUGCAAUCGAUGAACAGAACUUUAUCACGUGAUGACUCUGAGGAGCCAAUGGAUCAAGAUGAAGCCAAAUAAUUUUAAACCGUGGAGCUCGAACGAUUUUUGACUUGAUUGAUUUGCACAGACGCACUUAAUGUUGCUAUUGUUGCAAUUUUUUAUUACAUAAUCCGCCGUUAAACGAUAUAUAUUUAUCAGCCAAGCGGACAUCGGAUGGGGUACACAGACGUGUGUAUUGUCUAUGGGAAGUGUAAGAUGCUGUUUCGGUUUCAAGAUUUUAUUAUCUAUUCCCACUUGACUCAUGAGCUGAGGUUAUGUUGAAACAAAAAACACAUGCCAACGCGCUGGAGGGAAGUCAGUCCGUUGCAGCAUUUAGUGUAGCCGUUGUAUUUGUUGGGCGUUUGAUAUUAAGUGGAGCAAACAACUCCCGCCCAAGUAAUUCGUUCAUUGCUAAGCCUAUGAAAGGGGGAAAACCGAAAGAACUAAAAACAAAAGCUUUUCUGGCAUAUAUGUAGUAGUAAAAUUGAAAAUGCGUAUAUGUAUAUUAGAUAUACGUUUAAAUAUAUUUGAAAUAUAAACACACAUGUAUGUAUGUAUGUAUCUAACUACAUAUGUACAACAUAUAACACUUUACAAAGUAUUUGUAUAUAUACAUAUAUUUAUAUUAAAUUAAUUUAUGUGUGAAAGUACAUAUAUGACAUAUGUAUGCUUUUUGAUAUUCAAUACUAAUAUGAUGUAAGAUCAGAGAAGAAUUUCUUAAAUGUUGAUUUAAUGUUAUAAGCUAAAAUUAGAAAAAGAAUUUUUAAUGUUAAUUGUAUGUAAGGUAUAUUGUAGUAGUUCAUUUUCAUUUAGCAAUAAUUUUUAUUUCUUUUUUAUCACACUUUAAGGGCAACAACAAAGAAAAAAAUAAUAUACAAUAUAUAUAUUUUUCUAAAGAAAACAUCUAUGUGAUAAAGAAAGAACGAAUGAAACGAGAGCCAAAUUCUUAAUGAAUCUAAUAAAUUAAAACAAUGAGUCCAAGCGCAAAUAUCAUUGACUAACCACCGCCUAUCACAGCAGACGAUAAAAUAACGCGCAUUUACAAUACAUAAAUCACUGCAAUUGGUCAAACCCACAGAUUUACCUAAAAACUCACUUUUAAUUUUAAACAUUUCAAAUGUGAAAUAAAAACUAUUUUUUAUUUUUAUUUUAUGUAUGUUAAUUAUUACUACCAAAACUGAAUAAAAUAACUAUACACUAUAUAGAUAAAAAUAAAUAUAUAUAUUAAUGUUAACUAUGUUGUUGCACGUUCAAUGCAAUUGGAUGUGUUCGCAUGCGCUAAUUGUAUGUUAUUAUUAUUAUAAUUACUAUUAUUAUAUGUAUAUGUAUUUAAAUGUAAUUAGACGUAAGUGAAGAUUUUUAAUAUACACAUACAUAUACGUGUGCUUAUGCGUGUAUGUAUACAAUAUGGAAUAUUGUAUGCAUAUAUAUAUAUACGUAUAUACAUAAUUGAACAUUGUUUUAUUGCAACCCAUGCUAUUUUUCACGCUUCAAAGGAGGAAAACUACUGCAACUGCGUACAUGAGCACAUAAAUUAGUUUGAACGAAAGUAAAAUGUGGUUUAUUACAAAUGAAAGUAGUAGAUGUUUCGUAAAAAGAAAAGCAAAUUAAAACGAUAACAGUUUUGGAGUUAGAAGCAAAUUUAUACAAAAUAAACAUUACAAGCUAACAAACAAGAAAAUAACAAGAAUAACAGAAAUAAAUUAGCGAUUUUAGAGCAUCGUUUAUAAUUGAUCAACAUUUUUUCAAAAUAUGCUGGUAUAUUUUUACCAAACUCAAAUAUUGUAGGAGCAAACUGAAUUUAAAAAAUACAAGAAAAAUUAAAAUUUAUUAAAAAAUACUAAAAUACAAUAUUUAUCAAUAUUUUUUAUGAAUUAUAUUUUUUAUUUUUAUUUAUUUUUUUUUCGUUUCUGUAUAUUUCGUUAUUUAAAUUUUUUUCGAGAUUUUCUUAUUAUUUUUUUUUUCUUGUUUAUUAUUGUUUAUUUUUAUAAUUUUUAAAAAUUAUUUUUGUGAAAAUUUGAAAGAACUUAUAACCUAUGAUACUAUUGGAGGUGAGAAUUUUGAGACGAAAAUUGAAAAUCAAAUUUUUAGUCAAAUCAGAAUUAAAAAUUUAUAAAAUAUUUGAAUAUUCCAAAGUUUUAUUAAAAAAUAAUGUGACUAUUUUUCAUAUCAAAAGCUGGAAUGAAAAGAUAUUACAAAAUUAUAAUUUUUUUUCAAUAUUUUUUUUAUUGUUUUUUUUUUUAUUUCUUAAAUUAUGUUUGUAAAAAUUGAAAAGAAUUUAUAAUUUCUGAUAAUGAUUGAGUUGAAGAGAAUUUUAAAACAAAAAAAUUUUGAGACAAAAUUUGAAAAUUAAAUUUUUUAUCUCCAGUAAGAAUAAAAUUUAUAAAAUACUUUAUAAUUCCAAAAAAAAGUUUUUUUUU